Dermochelys coriacea (leatherback sea turtle) is the source of this 5499-nucleotide messenger RNA. Its product is annotated as cystathionine beta-synthase-like. Lineage: Eukaryota; Metazoa; Chordata; Testudines; Dermochelyidae. Gene Ontology annotation, cellular component: cytoplasm. Gene Ontology annotation, molecular function: cystathionine beta-synthase activity; cysteine synthase activity. The record is from RefSeq and is a predicted model, not a curated record.
CGACUCCGCUUUUCUAUUGGUGGGGCGUGUCCCCCUCCGCCCCCGGCCCGGCCAAUCAGCGCGCGUUCCCCCCCUCCAAACGCUAGAGAGGGUAGCGGCUGGGAGACUUCGCUUCGCAGGCGCGCGCGCGCGGGGCAGGCAGCUGCGGGGCCCGGCGUCUCAGCCCACGCGCGGGGGGACUCGCGCCGCCGCCGCCGCCGCCGCUUCUCUCUUCCUGUCACUCCAGGAGAACAAACUGUAUUGGAGACCCCUGAAGCAAGAAGUUUAAGGCAUUGGUGACAUGAUGCCUUCAGUUCCUCCAAAAGCAGAGAUGGACACCGGUUCCUGCUCUCACUUCUCUGCUAAAUGCCUGCUGAACGGAGGGCUGGAGAAGGAGCCCUGUAACAUCGGUGAGGAGAGAAAGUGGAUCCGACCUGACACCCCUAGCAAAUGUACCUGGGAGCUGGGGAAACCCCCCUCUGAAUCCCCUCAUUAUCACCCCACUUUGCCAAAGUCUCCAAACAUCCUGCCAAACAUUCUGAAGAAAAUUGGUGAUACUCCUAUGGUACAAAUCAACAGGAUCGGAAAGUUCUUUGGACUCAAGUGUGAACUCUUGGCAAAGUGCGAGUACUUUAAUGCUGGGGGGAGCGUGAAGGAUCGAAUCAGCCUGAGGAUGGUGGAGGAUGCGGAAAGAGCUGGGAUUUUGCAACCUGGGGACACUAUCAUUGAGCCAACAUCAGGAAACACAGGAAUAGGGCUGGCCCUGGCUGCUGCAGUGAAAGGCUACCGCUGCAUCAUUGUGAUGCCAGAGAAAAUGAGCAUGGAGAAGGUGGAUGUUCUGAGAGCUCUUGGUGCUGAGAUUGUGAGGACCCCAACUACUGCCAGGUUUGACUCACCUGAAUCUCAUGUGGGAGUAGCAUGGCGACUGAAAAAUGAAAUCCCCAAUUCCCAUAUCCUAGACCAGUACCGUAACGCCAGUAACCCCUUGGCACACUACGACACUACAGCUGAGGAAAUCCUGCAGCAGUGUGAAGGAAAAAUAGCCAUGCUGGUGGCUGGAGCUGGCACAGGAGGCACCAUCACUGGCGUUGCAAGAAAGCUGAAAGAGAAAUGCCCAGAUUGCAAAAUUAUUGGCGUCGAUCCCCUGGGCUCCAUUCUUGCUGAGCCUGAAGAACUGAAUAAGACUGAGAAGACGACAUACGAGGUGGAGGGGAUUGGAUAUGAUUUUGUCCCUACCGUGCUGGACAGAUCGGUGGUGGACAAGUGGUACAAGAGCAACGAUGAGGAGUCUUUUGCUUUGGCACGCAUGUUAAUCAGAGAGGAAGGAUUAUUGUGCGGUGGCAGCUCCGGCAGUGCAAUGUCCAUUGCUGUGAAGGCUGCCAAGGAUUUGACGGAGGGUCAGCGCUGUGUUGUCAUCUUGCCUGACUCUGUCAGGAACUACAUGUCCAAGUUUGUGAAUCAACAAUGGAUGACCCAGAACGGGUUCAUGAAAGAAGAUGACAUUAUUAACAAACCUUGGUGGUGGCACCUCAAAGUUCAGGAAUUAAGUCUCUCUGCUCCCCUGACAGUGCUUCCAGGUGUCACCUGUGAAAAGACCAUUGAAAUCCUCCGAGAGAAAGGAUUUGACCAGGCACCAGUUGUUGAUGAAUGUGGUGUGAUUUUGGGAAUGGCUUACCCUUGGGAACAUGCUUUCUUCGUACUUGCUGGGAAAGUUCAGCCACAGAUCAUGUCGGCCAAAGUAAUCUACAAGCAAUUCAGACAGAUUCAUCUGCAAGACAGCUUGGGGAAACUUUCUCAUAUCCUGGAAAUAGACCACUUUGCUCUAGUUGUACAUGAACAGAUUCAGUAUCACAGUGACGGCUCCUCCAGUAAGAGACAGAUGGUGUUUGGCGUUGUUACAGCCAUUGACUUGCUUAACUUUGUGACUGCACGGGAGCGGGAAAGAAGGGCCACCUAAGUUCAAGGACCACUCUGCAACAUCUUCCAUGGUAUUUUGCAAUCUCUAGAAAGAAUCAGGUCUCUCUCUCUCUCUUUUCCUUUGCUAGAAUGUUCUGUCUCAUGUUUUGUUUUUAACAUUCUAAAAAUAAACACAGCUGGAAUCAUCCCGACUACUGUAAUAUAACCAGCACAUCUAAAUGUUGCACAGCUUUUCAGAAUUGUUAGCUCUCAGCCUGCUGAAAUUGGUUGACCUGGAUAGAAUUUAUAUAAAAAACAAAUGUUAGACCUUACUGAUUGUAUUUAAAGUCUAAAACACUGUUAACACUUAAUUGAAGGUAAUAAAGUGAACAGCCAAGCCAUUGUGUUGGAAGCUGAGGCGGAGAGCAAUCUUGGAAGACUGCCUAUGAGACUAUGUGUUGCUCAUUAACAUAGAAUAAGUCAGACUGGAUUUGGUGACAAUAUGGGUAUGCCUUACCUAGUAAAUAUUUCUGUAUCUUUUCACAAUGCGAUUGUUAACUUGAAACAGGGUUGAGGUAAAUCCUGGACUCCAGCUAUAGGGUUUACCUCCAGCAGCUGUUUUGAGUCAGAGCGAUCACUUGCCUUGUCUUGACUGAAAUAUUGCAAUAAGAUAGCUAACACAAGGAAGUGAUCUUACUGUAAAAGCCACACCUUUUAUUAGUGAAGACACAGCUUGUAUCAUUAUUUUUGCCUGGCUGAAUAAGCACAUGUGUAAACAACAAUAUAUCAAAAUCAGAUCAAGCUGUCUAAAGAGCGGAAUUCUUAGCAGUUAUGGCAUGUUUCGUGCACAACAAGAAGGCAGAUCUUUCCCGUGAAAACUUUUAUCUAAGACUGACCCUACUUGAACUGAAAUUCUUAUGCCUACACUGGGUUAUAUAACGUCAUUCUUUCCCGUCAGGAGCAAGGCGGAGGCCCUGUAAGAUCCUUUCAUAGCAGCCCCCUGGCCUCCUCAAGUGCUUCUGAACUCUAGAUGUUACUGCAGGGAAGGAAAAACUAGCUUCUGUGAUGUAUAACAAAACAUAAACACAACUACGACAAAAUCCUGCCCCUUACUUAGACAUAUAUAAUGGACUACAGGCAAUAGGGCUGCAUAUGUCUGAGAGAGGGCAGAAUUUGGCCCAUAAUAUUUAACAAGUGUACUGAAUACACUGUGGCCAUAUUUACCGGUGCCCCACUGCAAUGGCAUUGUCUGAGCCAGUCACAGUGGAGGGGAUGCUGUGCAGUUAGCUAGGUGUAACUGUAUGGAUUUCUUUUAGUUACAGAGGCUUCUGGUCUCUCAUUUGUAUCUGACUUGCAUUAGUUUAGUGUUGCCCUUUCUCAAACUGUUCAGUCCCCCUAACCUUGUAAUCUGGCUAAUAGCAGCUCUCAGCCACUCUGCAGUGGUUAACAUGAUAACUCUACAGUUAUGGGGGGGGGGGAAUCUACUUCCUAUCUCUAUUAUCACUGCCGUGAUCCUCCUCUGAUAAAUAUUUGCCACGGUAAAGCUCUCUGCAGCACAGAGAUGCUGUCUCGGCUUCUCACUCCCUUUUGCUGUAGCAGAAAAAUUCUACAGUUUACACAAAAACUCCCAAAGAAACUGCAGCUGUCAAUCAACUAAAAGGAAUUUAUAUAUGUGUGUGUGUGUGUGUAUGUAUAUGUGUGUGUAUAUAUAUAUAUAUAUAUGUGUAUGUGUGUGUGUAUGUAUAUGUGUGUGUAUAUAUAUAUAUAUAUAUAUGUAUGUAUGUGUGUGUGUGUAUAUAUAUAUAUAUAAUAAUGAAAAUACAGAUGGGUGGGGUUUUAUUUAUACAUACGUACAUACAUACAAUAUAAAACCGCACCCAUCUGUAUUUUCAUUUCCCUCCUUCCUUCGAUCUCUGCAGGUCAGCAGGUCUCUUAGCCAUACAAAUGCGUCACAUUUGCUUUGCAGUUUGAAAAUCUGCAGCCCCUGCCUCCCAAUUUAGUUUUGAACACAAACUGUAAACAGAAAUAUUAGUUAUUUUGGAGACAGUAGCCUUGCUGGUCUGGAGAGGAGAGAAAUUAAUGUGUAAUGGGAGAUGAGAGUUAAGACUGGCUUUGGACGUUUCUUUACCUUCUGUAGCAUGACCAUCUCUAUUUUGUUUUGUAACUGCUUCUCUUUACUCUUAAAAGUUGAAUAUUAAAAAAUAUCAUCAUUAUAACAACUUCAGGCUGCUUCAUGUUAACUCUUUAAUGUCAUAUCCAUGGCUACUAAAUGCUUCUGCCUUUGGCCUCUAAGCUUAUUCAACCCAGGGUCUGAUUACCUCAAACACCAGAAGUCCCCUGAAGUUACUGUUAUAACAAAGUUACACAAAGUGUCUGAAAGACUUAAAGCUCUCCCUGUUGCUUGGAGCCAGUGAGCAGCUUAGAUAGCUUUAAAGAAAUGCUCCCUUCCACUUGGUCCUGGACUGAUUUAAAUAAUUUUCUAACUAUUGAUGGAACAGUACCAUUGGGAGGGGAUCUUAUAGACAGUUGCAUCUGGCAGAAUUGUCCCAGUCCUGAAAUGGACUUGGAGGAAAAAGUAAUCGAAUGCAGUGGUCUGUUCAAAACUCCCUGUGUAUUCUAUGGCAGCAAUCUCAAACUGUGGGUCGGGUUUGCCUAAAAAUCUCUGUAUUUACAGUGCUGUGAAGACCAAAUAAGGCUGGCAGAGAAGUGUGUGUAUUUGAGAGAGAAACUCAAGUCUUGUGUCCAAAGCUUGAAUAGAACUAUUUUUACUGGGGGGGGGUGAGUGUGUGUGUGUGUGUCUGCACCCUCCAUAUUAUCUAGCUUUUUUGUAAACGGAUGCUGGCUAUCUUACUUAAAACUACUUUACACAGGGAUAUUUGUUGAAAUGUUGCAUUGCAUUUGUAUGUCUUUCUCUUUAAUUUCAACCCUUUUGGUUUACUAGUGACUCUGUAAAACAUUAGUUUUCUUAUAUGAAGGCAAUUUUUUAAACUAAAUCUGUGUAAUUCAUCUUUGCAAGGUUUCCUAGUAACUUCACGUGUCAGAUAAGGAUUUAGAGAGCUUUUAAAGUCCUUUUUUCCACUCAUGCCAUUUCUGUGGCUGACUCCAGAAUUCCAUGUAUGUAGUGUAAUUGCAGGCCAUGUUGGUCCCAGGAUAUAGACAGACAAGGUGGUGAGGUAAUAUCUUGUAUUGGACCAACUUCUGUUGAUAGAGACAAGCUUUUGAGCUACACAGAUCUUCCUAUAGCUUGAAAGCUUCUGGUCCAAUAAAAGACUCUCUCUCUCUCUCUCUCACCUUGUCUCUCCAGAAUUCCAUGUAAUUCAUUUAAUUGCUCCUGCUGGACAGACGUAAUCUUCAGAGUUCACCACUGGGUGCUGUCUUAACCAUAGAUUGCAAUACAGAGCUUCAUGCAGCAAGUAAUACAGUGUUUUAAAUGGUGUUAGCCAUGCAGAAUUCAUUCAACGCUCUUUCUUACUGUUAAUGUCAACAUUUAAGGUACUCUUCAGUAAUUAAGGGAAGUCUUUUAUGUUUUAAAAGGAACAUAUUCAAUACAAUGUGCUGUAUUUAUUGCACAAAAGUUCAAUGUACAUUAUAAAGAGUUCAAUAAAGCUACUUGAGUGACUUAAA